Messenger RNA from Myzus persicae (green peach aphid), 2278 nucleotides. Its product is annotated as protein atonal homolog 1-like. The record is from RefSeq and is a predicted model, not a curated record. Gene Ontology annotation, molecular function: protein dimerization activity. The transcript has a single exon. NCBI's taxonomy places the organism in Eukaryota, Metazoa, Arthropoda, Insecta, Hemiptera, Aphididae. Bases 310 to 984 code for a protein of 224 amino acids.
GUGAGCGUGUGCUCGGUGAACGACUAUUCACUGUGUAUAUUAUUAUCGUUGCACUUGUACAAUAAUAUAGCAAUAAUAUCGCCGGUGGCCGUGCGAUCCGGUUGCUGUUCCUGAACCGUCGAGGGAUCCGCCCCCAGCGUCAGGGCGGACGAUUACCGCGCGGUUACCUGUAUAUAUAACGGAGACCGCGCACCGGUUUUCGGGUAAACGGUUCGAGCCGGUCGCAGUGUACGCAUCGCGGUGUACUCGUCAUUAUCACCAUCGCGUUGUUGUCGACGGCGUAAAAACGGUGCGAUCCGAUCGGACGUCAUGUUGAGAACCCCAGACAUCGCGUAUCAGUUGCAACACUAUUGCGACGCGUUCGACGACCCAUUCGGCGGAGCCGCCGCGAGUCUGCAGUGGUACGACGACAGUGGUUACGGUUGCGCGGCCGCCGUCGCGGAGGAACAGUCGGCUGAUCGUCGGUCGACGGCGUCGGCGAGCGGAGGUAGCGAUAAGAGUUUCGGCGGCGUCAGCGUCGGCGGCGGCGGUGCGAUGGUCGACGCGGCGGGUAGCAGGAAGCGCCGACGGUUGGCGGCGAACGCGCGCGAGAGGCGCCGCAUGAACGGCUUGAACGAAGCGUUCGACCGGCUCCGGGGCGUCGUGCCGGCCGCCGACGACGAGCGCAAGCUGUCCAAAUACGAAACGCUCCAGAUGGCCCAGACUUAUAUCUUGGCCCUACACGAACAGCUCGGCAGGACGUCCUCGGCGGCCGACGGCGGCAGCAGAACCGCGGCCGGUCCCUCGUCCACAGCGGCCAAGCGUACGUGUUACGCUGAUUUCGGCUCGCCGCCGCCGCUGUGGCCGCAGCAACAGCAGUUAGUGGACAACGACGACGAUGACGGCACAACGGCGGUACGACGACAGUACGUUUCGGGCCACCAGUGGAGGCACAGUUUCAAUAAAAAAUCUGGUAGUGCUGAAGCCUCUUAUUUUUCCGGUUAGUCCAAAAACGACGCGAGGGUGCUGUUUUCAAAACUGGGGGUGCUAAUCGCUCCCAAGUCACUCAAAUUGCGCCCGUGCGGGUCACUAUCGUCGGUUUUUCCCAAACUUAUUACUUACUUGUAUGUAUAUUAUAUUAUAUAGUUUAACAUAAUUUGAUCCACUUGAUUUUGUACACUGUUUUACUCGUUUUUAAAGGCUUAAAUCGAAUGUUUUCCUGUACACAACGUUUUAGUAUAAUAUAAAUAUAUUUUUUUUUGUACCCGUCACAUGUUAUUAUUACGGUUUUAGUCGAUUCGAUUCGUUUCCAAAUACCACUCUAUCACUCGUUCCCGUUGUAUUAUAUUAUUAACUUUUAUUAAAAAAAAAAAAAAUGCAUGGCGUAGGCACAUCUUCAAAUAUUUUUCCUUCAAUCCGUCCAUAGAUGAUGUCACGAUAGAUACGUCUUUGCAAAACUCUGAUUUAAUCAAAUACGGCGUAUGCGUGUGCGCAAUUACACACCUGUAGUACAAAUGCAGUCUUUAGGUAGAAUUUAGAGUGACACUAUUUCAUGUUUUACGACAAAAGAGAUCACACCUGUUUUUAUGUUUCACAUUUUACAAAAAAAAAGAAAAACGUUCACAAUCUUUUUUAUAUUUUAUAUUAUUUCAAAUGGGCCGGGGGUGGGUGUCCUUGUGAACGGAUUUCGAUGUGCUACAAAAAUAAAUAUAUAUAUUUAUUGAAGUCUAUAUUAUAAUAGUUUAUAAGCGUUAAUAUAAAGUUAGACUAUAUUAAAACCUUGGAUUUUCCUCUAUUCAUCCAGGCCAUAAAUUCGUACAAAGCUAAUAAUAUGCCGGCGUUAUUGAACUUGCUCGAUAGCAAUAAUGUAUUAUAAUAUGUGUUUUUGUAAUGUUUAAAUCAUAAUUGUUUUUUGAAAAAUGUAAUUUAAACUGGGAAAAUGAGUAUGAAAAAAAAUAUAAUGUACUGUAUUAUAAUAACAAUAGAUAAAUAUUAUUUACAAUUAAAAAACUCAACCGGGAACUAAAAAUUAGGAUCGAGAAAAUACCUACAUGUAUUGCUAUUAUUCUAUUAUAGCAGAUGUCGAGUUUCGCAUUUUUAAAUGCGUCUCAUUUUUUAUACAUUUUAUUUUCGCCAAUAAUAUUAUGAGUUAUUACAUAAAUAAGCGUUAAUAUUAAUAUUUUUUUUUUUUUGUUUUGUUUAGAAUAAGACGCACUUUGCGUGAACUAAAUAAUGUAUUGAUAAUUGUUUUUUUUUUCACAUAAAAUAUUGUCAAUAUCUUGUAAAAUACACACAUUUU